Messenger RNA from Chara braunii, 1590 nucleotides. NCBI's taxonomy places the organism in Eukaryota, Viridiplantae, Streptophyta, Charophyceae, Charales, Characeae. The record is from the annotation of a GenBank genome assembly.
CGGGGAACAACAGGGAUCCUCCGAGGCAACAAUACCGAACGUCGUCUGUGUCUAGGGGUGCCUCUGCUCGCCCCCCGUGAAUGCAAUCUCCUUCUCCCCUGUCCACCAGUUCGACUGCAGCCUGCUGUCAAGGCGAAUGCAGGGAGACUGAUUGUGGCAUCGAAGAUGUUGGUGAUGCACGCGACGGGAGGGAGGUGUGGGCAGAACAGCGACGGACGCUUCAUCCACAGCGGGAGGAAUCCAUAACUCGGGGGGUGCAGCGACUGCGUGUGGGGGACCACGAAAACGACGGCGACGCACCUGCGGCGCGCGCGGACGAUCAGGAGUGGAACGACGACGACGGCGAAGGUGGGGAGGAGGACGCAGGCCACGUAUCGCCGUGCAAGCAAAGCAGCAUGGGAGGGAGGGGCGGGAAGAUGAGGGAUUGUGCUCGCAAUGGUCCUCGGGGGAAAAAAGCGGUGGGGAAGGGGAGCGAUGCCGAAGCUGAUGCUGAUGCAGAAGGUCGUCAGUUCUCGUCCGUGGACGACAUGAUGGCCCUCAUCCGGGCUAAACGUGACCAGGUCGUGCAUCUGCAGGGGAUGGGUACCGCCUUCGCUUGUAUGAAGCUGCGAGAAUGGAAGUGGUUGGAUGUGGAGAGGUUGAAGAAGGUGGGCGUCGACAGAGAAGCAGAACGGUGCGGGAGGAAGUGGGACAAUUUGAUGCAGCAGUUCAAGAAGGUGCAUCACUUCCAAGGCUUGUCCGGGAAACAGGACUUCUUCCAAUUCUCUGGGAAAGAAAGGUUGUCGAAGGGCUUCAAUUUCAACAUGGAUCGUGCGGUUUACGACGAGAUCCUGGGGUCGACCGCCAAGAGCCACACCAUAAACCCGAAGAACGUCGCCGACACUGGUGCUCCGGGUGGUGUGUGUCUUCGGUCCGCCACUUCUGCGGAUCAUGAAUCUGUGGGCGAUGGGGACGCUGCUGCAGGGCACGACGAUGACGACUACGGGUCGACGAGAGGUUCUUCUCAGACGACGAGAAGCCCUGCUGGUUUCGGCAAGAGGAAGAGCAUGAGGCAGCAAACUUUCGAAGAGCUGACGGAAUGCAUGGAGAAGCACGGGGCUCUGGUGGCGUCGACGAUGGAGAGCAACAACAAGCGUCAGUGCUCCAUCCAAAUCCGACGAGGCGUUGGAAGCGGGGGUCGAAGUGCAAAAAACACACUACGCAGCGUCUGACGAAGUUAGCAAACUGAUGUGUCACGCUCUGCUGGAGAUAGCAAAGGCCAUCUGCGAGCGUUAGAGUUCGUGCCGCCUCUGUUGUGCGCCUCGUCACUUCCAUCGUCCUCACGACGCGAAACUGAGAGCGAUGCCGUUGUCGUCAGAGAGCCACAACCACCUUCUGCCCCUUGGCCAGGAACGCUCAAAAUUGCUAGCCAUAUGCAACGAAACCUUGGCCCGCUGAUUCCCGACCCGGGACAGCCCAUUGCUUUCGCGCAACUCUACAUCUAUGAUCCGCAGGAUGACCGCGGUGUCACUCUCCUUCGACUCAACCACCUUGAUCUGCCACAUGAUAUGUCGCUGACCACUAUUCUGGAAAUCAAACAUCUACUCCGAA